Pelobates fuscus (common spadefoot toad) is the source of this 2941-nucleotide messenger RNA. RefSeq names its product zinc finger protein 652 (gene ZNF652). Bases 336 to 2204 code for a protein of 622 amino acids. The transcript has 6 exons. Lineage: Eukaryota; Metazoa; Chordata; Amphibia; Anura; Pelobatidae. Gene Ontology annotation, cellular component: nucleus. Gene Ontology annotation, biological process: regulation of transcription by RNA polymerase II. Gene Ontology annotation, molecular function: RNA polymerase II transcription regulatory region sequence-specific DNA binding; DNA-binding transcription factor activity, RNA polymerase II-specific. The record is from RefSeq and is a predicted model, not a curated record.
CGCGCGCGGCCGCCAGACGGAGCGGGCAGCGGCCACGUAGCUGCGCGGCACCGGGAGCGCGCACGGAGGAAGCGGGGGGGGGCUUACCCCGCUCGGUGUAGUGACGUGAGCGGCGGAGGAGGAGGAGACCAGAGGGGGGCUACCGAGGCCAGGAAGGAAAAUAAACGUCCCGGCAGCCAUGGACCGAGGAACCCCGGGAGGGCGGGUAAAGUUUUGUAAAGCGAUCAAGGUUUAGAUGAACCCAUUGAUCUUCAGUGAGUCAUCCACACUCAAGUCCUCCCUGAAAUCCUCUUGGUAAUCUUUGCGGUGAGCAACUAAUUUCUGGAAGUUCAGAAAUGUUGCGUCCGUCAAAUACUCAACCUGACCCAAUGGGGCAGGCAGCCAAUUCCUGCCAAAAAAUGCUUGACAAUCGCCCUCCAGAUGUUUCUGGAAUAGGGAUGGACGACCCAUGUCGGGUUAAUGUUCCUCCUUCAUUUUAUCACAGCGGGAGCCAAGAGCUUGAUUUAUCAAACAAGACAUUCAAAAGAGAAUCUGGGGGCCCAUACCCUGUUCUAAUGGACACUAAGCUACAUCUCCUUGAAUCCGAGCAGCAAACGUACUUUAGGGACAGUAAGCCUACUAAUGAAGUUAGAGCUGUGAAAGGAGAGAGACAGAAUUCUGGGGAGUCUGAGGAGGACGAUGAUGACGACGAAGAGGAUGAUAAUGAGGACGAAGAUGAGGAUGAAGUCAACUAUAAGAGAGAGCAGAUCAUUGUAGAAGUAAACCUUAACAACCAAACCUUGAAUGUCUCCAAAGGGGACAAAGGUGUGCCCAAAGAUCCUUCUCACAUGAAGACCAGCAGUGAUGAGGAUGGAGGUGACUCUGGGGAGGAUGAUCAGGACAGCCAUGAGGAUGAGGAGAAUGAGCCUCACCCAAUGGAAAAUCAGGCUAAUAUGGAACAUCAGAACCAGGACCAAAAAAUUGAAAAUUCAGAGAUGACUGGUGAUGGAAUUGCACCUCCCAACUCUCAAAACCAGCAGGAUAAGAGUGGGGAGGCUCCAAAGCGAAGGAAGAAAUCUCCAAAGGACCCUAAGUCGCCCAAUGAUAAGGGCAAGGGAGACGAGAAGGAGACUCUGACCUGUGAUAAAUGUCCUCGGGUUUUCAACACACGUUGGUAUUUGGAGAAACAUAUGAAUGUCACUCAUCGGCGAAUGCAAAUUUGUGACAAGUGUGGAAAGAAGUUUGUCCUCGAGAGUGAAUUGUCACUUCAUCUACAAACCGAUUGUGAGAAGAACAUACAGUGCAUUACAUGCAACAAGACUUUUAAAAAGCUAUGGUCCCUUCACGAACACAUAAAGAUUGUUCAUGGCUACGCGGAAAAGAAGUUUUCAUGUGAGAUCUGUGAGAAGAAAUUCUACACAAUGGCACAUGUACGCAAGCAUUUGGUCGCUCACACGAAAGACAUGCCUUUCACAUGCGAAACAUGUGGGAAAUCCUUCAAGAGGAGCAUGUCCCUGAAGGUGCAUUCCUUACAGCACUCUGGAGAGAAGCCUUUCAGAUGUGAGAACUGCGAUGAGCGGUUUCAGUACAAGUACCAGCUACGCUCGCACAUGAGUAUUCACAUCGGGCACAAACAAUUUAUGUGCCAGUGGUGUGGCAAGGACUUUAACAUGAAGCAGUACUUUGAUGAGCACAUGAAAACCCACACUGGAGAGAAACCUUUUAUCUGUGAAAUCUGCGGGAAGAGCUUUACCAGCCGUCCCAACAUGAAGCGCCACCGCCGGACCCACACGGGAGAAAAGCCCUACCCAUGUGAUGUGUGUGGCAUGCGAUUUCGUUUUUCCAAUAUGCUGAAAGCACACAAAGAGAAGUGCUUCCGGGUUACCAGCCCAGUGGGUGUUCCCCCUGCCCUGCAGAUCACGCUGACCAAUCCCUCGGCAGGUAUUAACAACCUACCACCAACCCAUGUUCCGCCCAGCAGCCCUACACCUCCACUGAACCUAAAUGCCCUGAGUGCCCUGCCCCCUCGCCCUAUCCCUCAUCCUUUCUCCCACCUUCAUUUGCAUCCGCACUCCCACCCACAUCACUUGGCGGUACCUCCAGUCCCCCAUCUGCCGCCACCGCCUGCUCUCUUCAAGAGUGAGGCGCUGAACCAUCGGGGACAGAAUGACGACAGUUUUCUUCGACACUUGGCAGAGAAGACCAGCGCCAGCCAACAUCAUUAACGCCAAUGCCAGCCCUCUUGGUAGAAGUGCCAGCCUUAGACGGGUGUUACCCAAUCUAGGAUCAGUUUGACCAUGUACUGUGGCUUGGCUACAACUACCCAACAUGCCCUUUUUACUGACGAGUGCAUUAAAAAAAAGCAGGGUGAGUUUGGUGACCCUGUUUGGGUGAAAUAACUGUAGCACAGUGUGAUGCUGUCCCAGUGUGACGAUGAAUUGAAUUUGCAACCUAAGCAUUAUUUUAACCUAUGAAAGUCAUGGACGUGACAUUUCAUUCUUUCAUGCAAGCAGCACCGCUGUGCGGGCAGACACUACUCCGGUAUCAGUAGAGGCACUGGCCUGGUCUACAAAGUUUAAAACGAGUUAAAGAAAAACUUGAACGAAUCUGGGGAGCUAACCCCAAUCAGAUUACUUCAGGACAGCUCUGGAAAGGCAGAGUUACAAACUGAGUUUGUUUUUUCCCCCCCUCUCCUUAGUGUGUACUAAUGUCAAAAUGACUGACACGUUUCCUUAAAGCAUUAAAAAUACAACACUUUUGCUCCCAUCUCUCCUCGUGUUACAGCCCCAAGGAGUGUAAAACUUGCUGUCAAGCCUGAAAUGGAAAGACUCCUCCUGUACUUAUUUUACUACCGAAAAUUAUUUUAGAGGAUUUUUUUUGUAUAGGCAGACUCUAGUAUUUCAACAAAGCUGUGUAAUUUUUAUUUUUCAGUAGCUUUGCCCUUUGUCAUAUUCAAAUUCUU